Messenger RNA from Ciona intestinalis (vase tunicate), 2448 nucleotides. The record is from RefSeq and is a predicted model, not a curated record. Lineage: Eukaryota; Metazoa; Chordata; Ascidiacea; Phlebobranchia; Cionidae.
AUUAACAUUCCGUGACGCAAACACUGUGCGUGCUUUUUUAAAAAGCUCUCAUUUAUAUAUUGUUCAGCACGAUUCAUCCUUCCGUAAAUUAAUCCGCUAACCCAAUUAAAGGUUCUAACAAAAGUGUAAUUAAACGACUCAUUUGAUUCAGUAGCCUCUGUUUCCAAAGUAACCCACGCUGAAGAAUGGGAUUCAGUUUUGUGAUAAAAGCUUACCGUCCAAUUCCAAUAGAUGUGUGUUGUUUUAAAACACGUCUGCAAUUAAAGCAGCCACUCCUUCGGUUUGAAAGGGAGAUGAGGAGGCGUUAGUGAAAACGAAUGCUGUCAAGAGAAAGGGUUAAAAGUUCUCUCUAUUCGGUGAACUGUAAUUACAGACCACAGGUCGCUCUUACGCUUUCUUUAUAAGGGUAAUCUAAAAGUUAUCUAAAGCUUUCGUGAUCGACCUCAUCCGACGAGAAUGGCUUGGCGUUUCCUUAAACAAUGGAGAUACCACUGUAUAAAGCACCAGCUUUAAAUACCGCCCUUUUCUUGUAAGACUUUUGUUUUCGACAUGUCAACACGAUGUCAACUUUAUGUACAAUAGACCUUCACCAGCGACAGUUUAGCCAAAGGAAAGGAUCAAUAUUUAAUAUAUAAAUAUUAAAUAUAAAUAUUUUUUUUGCUUCAGUUUCAGUAAUUUGUGGUCUUGGGCAAGGUCGCGUUUCCUAAUUUGGUCUGUACUACCGGCUUAAUGUGUAAAUGUUUUCUUUGAAUAUUAAAUCAGUUAACUUUAUAGCUCGAAGAGUUUUGGAGCGCAUAGAUUUAAAAGUUAGAUUAUUUUCAAUAUUGUUAUUACAGCGGCGCCGAACAACCGAUCUGAACGAUUUGUAAACACCGUUUAAUGAAAAGAUUUAUUAUUAAGUGCAAUAAGUGUUUCGCCCUAUUGUGUUGCAAAGUUUAGCAUCUUUCCUUUAACAGUAAAUUUUACAGUGCAGUUUAAUAUAGUAGCAUAGUAUUCUUACUUUUCCUAAAAAUUACUAAGCAUUGUCUUUUUUUUAAUUAUGGUUCAUGUACGACCGUUGUCCGAAGGUUUAAGUUCGUCAGAAACAGCAACUCGGUAUUCCUCAAAUGUGAAAAGUGGUAAAGGGCCUUCGGAUUUUCCAGCUAGGACUCGGACAGUUUCAUACGACAAGCACUAUCUUUCACACACAGACACAACCGGCGGCGGCUUGGGAAAUUCAUACCCACAUCAGAAAGAAUUUGCGUGGAACCUGCUGUUUCUAAAACAAAGUUGGGGAAUAGGAAAGAAUGCACCACACGCUAAUAAAAAGGCACAUGAAAGGCAAACUACUGUAGGAAGUUUAAAGAAUCUAAAAAGUUCUCACCACCCAACACGUGCGACAUCUGAGGCCAAAAGUGAAUCCAACGUUACGUUGCCACCCUUGAAACGCGAAACUAAAUUAAGUAUUUCGGUUUCACGAAGAGACAGAAAACGAAGACUAACAGUAUCGGAUGGUUCACGAGCUACAUUAGAUUCCAUCCCAGAAAAUGAACCAUUGACUUCUUUACGAAGCAAUACAACGGACGGUCAACUGCGUAAAUCAGAAAGGCUUAAGCGAUAUGAGAGCAAAUACUCUACAAUGUCAUCACGACAGAAAAAGAGAGCGAGUUCUCGGUCUGAAAGUCAGAGUAGCUGCAAAUCUACAUCAACUUCUGUUAGAUCUGGCGCCAUAUCGGAACUAAAUUCAUUCGAUGGCGGUUCUUCAUGCCCCACAGCAUCACGUGGGUCAUCUUCGUUUUACGGAACUCGAUCCAUGAACGAGAGCAGUUUGUCCGGCUCCACAAGGUGGGACGAGCACGAGGGCCGGCCAUUUCAUGAUAAAAUGUCAAACAACAAAACACGUGGACAGUCAGUUGUGAAUUGCACAAUCAAACCUGAAACUCUGCAGAAGUUGGUCAGGGCAGUGUCGGAACCAACACGGAACUCAGCUCCACACCUCGAAUCACCGGGUGUGUCUUAUUCCUUUAAUCGGAGUUUGCAAAUGGGUCGACAUCAACCUUUCACCAACCUAAACUUUGCUGUGGAAGACUCGGCAAGCAAGGCUCGGCUUCGGUCGUCGCUCUAUAAACCUGAAGCUGAUUUGAGAAGGCCAACAAUCUUUCGCAGUAACAAAGAAAAAGGGAAAUCGUCGAAAUUGUUUAACCCAAAGGUACAUGGUGAUAUUACUCGUUACAAGAUGGUACACCGCCAUGCGCAUAAGGGUCCGCCGGAUUCGCUUAUUCCAACGAAGUGGGUUGCCAGCAACAGCAAGACAAAUGGACCUUGGGCAAAAUACGAAACCACAUUUUAGUUGUGUGUAUAACAAUGAUGGUGUUUUUAUUAUUCGUUUAUUGCCCUUUCGUGUUGCGUUUACUAAACUAAGUUUAUCAAGUUAAGCAGCAGCUCUCAUUGCAGUAUAACAACAAAUAU